Messenger RNA from Leptinotarsa decemlineata (Colorado potato beetle), 1684 nucleotides. Its product is annotated as protein henna. Gene Ontology annotation, molecular function: iron ion binding; phenylalanine 4-monooxygenase activity. The record is from RefSeq and is a predicted model, not a curated record. Lineage: Eukaryota; Metazoa; Arthropoda; Insecta; Coleoptera; Chrysomelidae. Gene Ontology annotation, biological process: L-tyrosine biosynthetic process; L-phenylalanine catabolic process.
ACAAGUUUAUUUAAAGCCAGCGUGAAAUAACUAUAAGUCAGUUGUUUGAUAAACUUGUAAGUGUAUAAACGUUUCCACUCGUCAUUUCCAAGAUGAUGUCCGCACCAAGAAAUAUCAAUUACGCAGAUGAUAAGAAAAAGAAAUUGGCCUCACCGGAUAGUAGUCCUCCGGACAUUCCAAAGCUCAUGCCAGGGGGAAACUACAUAAAAAUUGGAAAGGAUUCUGCACAUAGCACCUGUCUCAUUUUUGCACCUCCUGCCGAAGAAGUGGGAGUUUUAGCGAAGUACUUGGCCAUUUUUGAAAAGCAUGGAGUCAAUUUACUGCAUAUCGAAUCCAGACCUUCAGCGAAACUGCCCGAAAACUAUGAAUUUAUGGUGGAAUGUGCCCCCUUGGGAAAUAUUGGAGCGGCAAUUGAAGACAUAAAACAUCAGAGUGAAUAUUUGAAUAUAAUCACACGAGACUAUAAAGAUAAUAAAGGAACUGUGCCGUGGUUUCCGAGGCGUAUAAGAGAUUUGGACCGUUUUGCUAAUCAAAUUUUAUCCUACGGCGCCGAACUCGAUUCUGAUCAUCCAGGAUUUACUGACCCGGUAUACAGGGCCCGACGAAAAUACUUUGCUGAUAUCGCAUUCAAUUACAGGCAUGGAGAAAAGUUACCAUUCGUCGAAUAUACUGAAGAGGAAACCGAAACGUGGGGCAAAGUUUUCAGGCAGUUGACAACAUUGUAUCCAACACAUGCAUGUAAGGAACAUAACCACGUUUUUCCACUCCUAGUGGAAAAUUGCGGAUACCGAGAAGAUAAUAUUCCUCAGCUGGAGGACAUCUCGAAUUUUUUGAGAGACUGCACUGGCUUCACCUUGCGACCGGUUGCGGGACUACUUUCCUCCAGAGACUUUUUAGCAGGACUUGCAUUUAGGGUCUUUCACUCUACACAGUAUAUAAGACAUCCCAGCAAACCAUAUUACACGCCUGAACCAGACGUUUGCCACGAAUUACUAGGCCAUGUCCCUCUAUUUGCUGAUCCUGACUUUGCCCAAUUUUCACAAGAGAUAGGCCUUGCCUCACUAGGAGCACCUGAUGAAUUUAUUGAAAAAUUAGCUACAUGUUUUUGGUUCACCGUAGAGUUUGGUUUGUGUAGAGAAAACGGAAAAUUGAAAGCCUACGGAGCGGGACUUCUGUCUAGUUUUGGUGAACUUCAGUAUUCUCUUGAAGAUAAGGCUGAAAUCAGGCCUUUCGAUCCACCAAAAACAGCCCUACAGAAAUAUCCCAUCACAGAAUUUCAGCCAAUAUAUUAUGUUGCAGAAAGCUUUGAAGAUGCGAAAGAAAAAAUGAUAAAAUACGCAGCAACAAUCCCUAAAGGAUUUGGUGUGAGGUACAAUGCCUACACUCAAAGUAUUGAAGUUCUAGACUCGAAACCUCAGAUACAGAGGUUGGUUAACAAUAUCAGUUCUGAAAUGGCAAUAUUGAUAGAUUCCUUGAAGAAAAUGUAACGUACCUUGAAGAAAAUGUAACGUACGAGCUGUUUUGAUAAAUUAGUAUUAUAAACACCGAGAAAAAAGUCCAUUACCAUAUUGAAUUUAAUUUAGUUUUAGAUUAGUGUAGGCUACGACAUAUUUUAUUGUUAUGUAUUCUGUGAUUUUACUCUAAGCUAUGAUUCAAUAAGUGAAUAAAACAUUUCUGUAUUGAA